Psilocybe cubensis is the source of this 1839-nucleotide messenger RNA. RefSeq lists its product as uncharacterized. The record is from RefSeq and is a predicted model, not a curated record. Lineage: Eukaryota; Fungi; Basidiomycota; Agaricomycetes; Agaricales; Agrocybaceae. The transcript is spliced from 5 exons. Bases 1 to 1839 code for a protein of 612 amino acids.
AUGAGGUUACAGACGUGGACAUUUACCCUCAUACUUGGGAUCAAGCAUUCUUCUGCUUUACAGGUCCCAUUCUUCACCCAGCCUGAGUCUAAUGGGCCUCCUAAGCUCAUUUCUAGCGAUACGGAUCAAUAUGUUGAAAGUCUUAUCAGCAAAUGGAACUCCAGUGGGCUAUCAGUCGCUGUUGUACAAAGGGACGAAACAUCAACUACUGGCUGGAAUUUUGACUUCGGAGGGUACGGGAUGGCAAAGGCCGACGGAUCACCCGUCACACCUGAUUCUCUCUUUGCAAUCGCGUCAAAUAGCAAACUUUUUCUCGCCUUCUCUGUUGGUUUGCUCAUUUCCAAUAAGACUCUAACGGAGGAGAGAGGCCAAGAACUCAAAUGGUCGACUAAAAUACGCGAUUUGAUUCCAGAGUGGGGGUUGAUGGACGACGAUAUGGAUCGAGGAGUCAGCCUGCAGGAUAUGCUAUCUCACAGGACAGGUAUGCCUAGACAUGACCUUUCUGGCGUUCAAAGGAACGGUGGUGUAGCUGAGAUGAUAUCUACGUUGCGCUACCUUAGGCCGUCUGCUGAGUUUCGGGAAACGUUUCAGUACAAUAACUUGAUGUACGAGACUUUAUCGUACCUUCCACAGGUUCUUCUCAACCAGACAUAUGAAUCCUAUAUCUCUCAACAUCUUUUCAACCCCCUGAAUAUGACAUCCUCCACUUAUUCGGUCGAAGAAGCCGAAGCAUGGGGCACGCUUGCCGACGGUUUCCAAUGGGACAUGCAGGACACCAUCCGAGGAAUUAACGGGACGCGCAUUGCUACUGUCCCAUACUUCCAAAGGCCUGGCGAAGAGAAAACAUGGGCAGGAGCGGGAGGAGUACUCACGUCUGCCCGGGAUUUGGCUAUUUGGGUCGCCAUGCUACUCAAUGGAGGACGCCAUCCCUUUACCAAUGAAACGGUUAUUCCGCAGGAGGUUGUAGAACAUGUUGCACAUGGGCGUUCAGUCUCUCAUGGAAAGCCUCAGUACCCAGAACUGAGUCCCAAAGUUUACGGCGCUGGACAGUGGAGAUAUUCAUAUAGAGGCCACGAUAUCAUCGAACACGGAGGUAGCAAUCCUGGGUACAAAACGCAAGUUGCACGAUUUCCGGAUAACAACUUCGCAAUAAUCACACUCUCAAAUGACGAGAGAGGAGGAAACGCCAUUAGCGAAUCUGUCAAGUUCCGCAUAGCUAAUGAGCUGCUCGGGCUUCCUCAUCUAGAGAAGGAUUGGAAUGAUAGACUUGAAGAUAAGUACAACGAAGCUGUCAACAAGUCGCAGCAAGUGACUCCUCGCCCCUCUCCUCCAGUCUUACCCAACCUCCCAUUUACCUCUCUGGCAGAAAAGACGUUCCAUCAUCCGACAUAUGGAUCCCUCAAACCUUGUCUCGCGCCUCAAACCGUAUCUUCGAUUGCAGGACAGACAGAACCACAUCGGCCUCAUUCCCACUGUGGUGACUUCCUUCAAUCAACCGCCGUCCAACGCAUUUUGGGCGCGUCUGAUUUGUCCAUCCCUACAUAUGUUAUACCUUGGAAAAGAUCAUUCAGCACACACCUCCGCUUGGCCCACUUCACUGGAAACAUUUUCAAUCUUACCAAUCUCUGGUCAAAUGCUGAUGUCCGUGAACGGGAAGGGUAUAAGUCUGGAGCGGACCUGCUGACAGGGUUUGAAGAAGCCUUCGAAGUUGAGUGGGUAACAGGGGAUGACGAAGGUCUUGCAUUCCGAGGUGGUUUCUGGGGUAGGGAAGGACCGGACUCCCGAUCCCCUGAAGGAUCUGGGAAAGCAAGCGCCGAGGUAUGGUUUGAGGCACAAUAG